Manis javanica (Malayan pangolin) is the source of this 11008-nucleotide messenger RNA. The record is from RefSeq and is a predicted model, not a curated record. Lineage: Eukaryota; Metazoa; Chordata; Mammalia; Pholidota; Manidae.
GGCAGCCCGCCGUGGCGCUCAGCCCCCUGCAGCGGCCCGGGACCGAUGCUAGCGGAGCCAGGCGAGCCGGGCGCGCAGACCUGCGGGAGGCGUCGAUGCGCGGCCGCUCCGGGGACCCUGCUCUCCGCGGCUCGCCCUGCCCGCCGGUGAUUCCCGGGCUCCGCGCGCAGCCCUGCCGAGCCCCGGAGGAGACGGCCCAUCCGCGAAGAGCCGGCGUGUCGCGCGCGUGUGGAUUAUCUGCGGACAUGACUGCGCGGGGGAGACCCAAGCCGCCGCUCCCGCUCCCGGCGCUGCUGCUGCUGCUGCUGCUGGGCGCGGGGCUCCGCGCCGCAGCUACGGGGCAGACCUGUGGGGGCUUGGUGCAGGGUCCUAACGGCACCAUCGAGAGCCCGGGCUUUCCGCACGGCUACCCCAACUACGCCAACUGCACCUGGAUCGUCAUCACAGGAGAGCGCAACCGGAUACAGCUGUCCUUCCACACCUUUGCUCUGGAAGAGGAUUUUGAUAUUUUGUCGGUCUAUGAUGGACAGCUCCAGCAAGGGAACCUGAAAGUGAGGUUAUCAGGAUUCCAGCUGCCCUCGCCGAUCGUCAGCGCAGGAUCCAUCCUGACUCUGUGGCUCACGACCGACUUCGCCGUGAGUGCCCAAGGCUUUAAGGCCCUGUAUGAAGUUUUACCCAGUCACACGUGUGGAAAUCCUGGGGAAAUAUUGAAGGGAGUUCUCCAUGGAACAAGAUUCAAUAUAGGAGACAAAAUCCGGUAUAGCUGUCUCUCCGGCUACAUCUUGGAGGGGCAUGCGGUUCUGACCUGCAUCGUGAGCCCCGAGAAUGGUGCGACGUGGGACUUCCCAGCUCCGUUUUGCAGAGCUGAGGGCGCCUGCGGGGGGACCCUGCGGGGGACGAGCAGCACCAUCUCCAGCCCGCGCUUCCCCUCGGAGUACGAGAACCACGCCGACUGCACCUGGACCGUCAUCGCUGAGCCCGGGGACACCAUCGCGCUCGUCUUCACGGACUUCCAGCUGGAGGAAGGGUACGACUUCCUAGAGAUCAGCGGCACGGAGGCGCCGUCCAUAUGGCUGACUGGCAUGAACCUGCCUUCUCCCGUCAUCAGUAGCAAGAACUGGUUACGACUCCAUUUCACAUCUGACAGUAACCAUCGGCGCAAAGGAUUCAAUGCUCAGUUUCAAGUGAAAAAGGCAAUUGAAUUGAAGUCACGAGGAGUCAAGAUGCUGCCCAGCAAGGACAGUAGCCACAAGAACUCUGUCUUGAGUCAGGGAGGCGUGGCUUUGGUCUCUGACAUGUGUCCAGAUCCCGGGAUUCCAGAAAAUGGUAGACGAGCAGGUUCUGACUUCAGGGUUGGUGCCAGUGUACAGUUCUCCUGUGAGGACAAUUACGUGCUCCAGGGAUCCAAGAGCAUAACCUGUCAGAGAGUCACGGACACCCUGGCUGCAUGGAGCGACCAUCGGCCUGUUUGCCGAGCUCGAACAUGCGGAUCAAAUCUGCGUGGACCCAGUGGCAUCAUCACUUCCCCUAAUUACCCAGUUCAGUAUGAAGACAAUGCGCACUGUGUGUGGGUCAUCACCACCAUGGACCCAGACAAGGUCAUCAAACUAGCCUUUGAGGAGUUUGAGCUGGAACGAGGCUAUGACACCCUUACAGUGGGCGACGCUGGCAAAGUGGGUGACACCAGGACCGUCUUGUAUGUACUGACUGGCUCCAGUGUUCCUGACCUGAUCGUGAGCAUGAGCAACCAGAUGUGGCUACAUCUGCAGUCUGACGAUAGCAUUGCCUCACCAGGAUUCAAAGCUGUUUACCAAGAGAUUGCGAAGGGAGGCUGUGGGGACCCGGGCAUCCCUGCCUACGGGCGGCGGACUGGCGACCGCUUUCUCCACGGGGACACGCUCACUUUCGAGUGCCAGGCAGCCUUCGAGCUGGUUGGCGAGAGAGUCAUCACGUGCCAGCAGAACAACCAGUGGUCCGGCAACAAGCCCAGCUGCGUGUUUUCCUGCUUCUUCAACUUCACUGCGUCAUCAGGAAUCAUCCUUUCCCCCAAUUAUCCGGAGGAAUAUGGGAACAACAUGAACUGUGUGUGGCUGAUCAUCUCCGAGCCGGGCAGCAGAAUUCACCUCAUCUUCAACGAUUUUGACGUGGAGCCUCAGUUUGACUUCCUUGCAGUCAAAGAUGAUGGGGCUUCUGAUCUAAUUGUCCUGGGCACCUUCUCUGGCCAUGAGGUGCCCUCCCAGCUGGCCAGCAGCGGGCACGUGGUUCGCCUGGAAUUUCAGUCGGAUCACUCCACUACUGGCCGAGGCUUCAACAUCACCUACAGCACGUUUGGUCAGAAUGAGUGCCACGACCCUGGCAUUCCCAUAAAUGGGCGGCGUUUUGGUGACAGGUUUCUUCUUGGGAGUUCAGUCUCUUUCCACUGUGAUGAUGGCUUUGUCAAAACCCAGGGGUCAGAGGCUAUCACGUGCAUCCUGCAGGACGGGAACGUCGUGUGGAGCUCCACCGUCCCCCGCUGCGAAGCCCCGUGUGGUGGGCGUCUCACAGCGUCCAGUGGUGUCAUUUUGCCUCCCGGAUGGCCAGGAUAUUAUAAAGAUUCUCUGAAUUGUGAAUGGAUCAUUGAAGCAAAACCAGGGCACUCCAUCAAAAUAACUUUUGACAGAUUUCAGACCGAAGUCAAUUACGACACCCUGGAAGUCCGGGACGGGCCUGCCAGCUCGUCCCCACUGAUCGGGGAGUACCACGGCACGCAGGCGCCACAGUUCCUCAUCAGCACCGGCAAUUCCCUGCGCCUGCUCUUCGCCACGGACAGCAGCCGGGCCAGCGUGGGCUUCCUCAUCCGCUACGAGAGUGUGACUCUGGAUUCCGACUCCUGCCUUGACCCCGGGAUCCCUGUGAACGGUCAUCGGCAUGGCAGUAACUUCGGCAUCAGGUCCACGGUGACUUUCAGCUGUGAGCCGGGGUACACACUAAGUGAGGACGGGCCCCUUGUCUGCGAGAGGACCCACCAGUGGAGCCACGCUCUGCCCAGCUGCGACGCUCUCUGUGGAGGGUACAUCCGUGGGAAGAGUGGCACCAUCCUUUCUCCUGGGUUCCCAGAUUUUUAUCCUAACUCUUUAAACUGCACGUGGACCAUUGAAGUAUCUCAUGGAAAAGGAGUUCAGAUGGUUUUCCACACCUUUCACCUGGAGAGCUCUCAUGACUACUUACUGAUCACGGAGGACGGGAGCUUCUCGGAGCCCGUGGCCAGGCUCACGGGGGCGGUGCUGCCUCACACUAUGAAGGCGGGUCUGUUCGGGAACUUCACGGCCCAGCUUCGGUUUAUAUCCGACUUCUCCAUUUCCUACGAGGGCUUCAAUAUCACGUUUUCAGAGUAUGACCUCGAGCCGUGCGAUGACCCUGGCGUCCCCGCCUUCAGCCGGAGGAUUGGUUUUCACUUUGGAGUCGGGGACUCGCUGACCUUCUCCUGCUUCCCGGGGUAUCGCUUAGAAGGUGCAACCAAGCUUACGUGCCUGGGUGGGGGCCGUCGUGUGUGGAGUGCACCUCUGCCAAGGUGUGUGGCUGAAUGUGGAGCCAGUGUCAAAGGAAAUGAAGGAACAUUGCUGUCUCCAAAUUUCCCUUCAAAUUAUGAUAAUAAUCACGAGUGUAUCUACAAGAUAGAAACAGAGGCUGGCAAGGGGAUCCAUCUCCGAGCACGCAGCUUCCAGCUCUUGGAGGGGGACAUCUUGAAGGUAUACGAUGGGAAGGAUAGCUCGUCACGCCCACUGGGGGCCUUCACUGAGAACGAGAUGCUGGGGCUGCUUCUCAACAGCACGUCUAACCACCUGUGGCUGGAAUUUAACACCAAUGGGUCUGACACUGACCAGGGCUUUCAGCUCACCUAUACUAGUUUUGACCUAGUAAAAUGUGAGGAUCCAGGAGUCCCUAACUACAGCUAUAGGAUCCGAGAUGAAGGCCACUUUACUGACACUGUAGUUCUGUACAGCUGUAACCCGGGCUAUGCCAUGCACGGCAGCAACUCCCUGACCUGUCUGAGUGGCGACCGGAGAGUGUGGGACAAACCGCUGCCUUCCUGCGUGGCGGAGUGUGGUGGUCACAUCCAUGCUGCCACUUCCGGGCGCAUCCUGUCCCCCGGCUACCCGGCUCCCUACGACAACAACCUGCACUGCACCUGGACCGUGGAAGCAGACCCCGGGAAGACCAUCAGCCUCCACUUCAUUGUGUUUGACACUGAGAUGGCUCACGACAUCCUGAAGGUGUGGGACGGCCCGCUGGACCGCGACAUCCUGCUGAAGGAGUGGAGUGGCUCCCUGCUGCCCGAGGACAUCCACAGCACAUUCAGCUCGCUCACUCUGCAGUUCGACAGCGACUUCUUCAUCAGCAAGUCCGGCUUCUCCAUCCAGUUCUCAACAUCAGUCGCAUCCUCCUGUAAUGACCCAGGAAUGCCGCAGAACGGCACCCGCUAUGGGGACAGUAGAGAGCCAGGAGACACCAUCGCCUUCCAGUGCGACCCCGGGUAUCAGCUCCAAGGACAAGCCAGGAUCACCUGUGUGCAGGUGGAGAGCCGCUUCUUUUGGCAGCCAGACCCACCCACGUGCAUAGCUGCGUGUGGAGGGAACCUGACUGGCCCGUCGGGCGUGAUCUUGUCCCCUAACUACCCCCAGCCGUACCCUCCGGGGAAGGAAUGCGACUGGCGGAUAAAAGUGAACCCGGACUUUGUCAUCGCCUUGAUGUUCAAAAGCUUCAGCAUGGAGCCCAGCUAUGAUUUCCUGCACAUUUACGAGGGAGAGGAUUCCAACAGGCCUCUCAUUGGAAGCUUCCAGGGUGCUCAAGCCCCAGAAAGAAUCGAGAGUAGUGGAAAUAGUCUCUUUCUGGCAUUUCGGAGCGAUGCCUCUGUGGGGCUGUCAGGGUUCGCCAUUGAAUUCAAAGAGAAACCACGGGAAGCCUGUUUUGACCCUGGAAAUAUAAUGAACGGGACAAGAAUUGGGACGGACCUCAAGCUCGGCUCGACUGUGACCUACCAGUGUGACUCUGGCUACAAGAUCGCCGACCCCUCCUCUAUCACGUGUGUGAUCGGAGCCGACGGGAAGCCCGCCUGGGACCGGGUCCUGCCCUCCUGCAAUGCUCCCUGCGGAGGACAGCACACUGGAUCGGAAGGGGUCGUUCUGUCACCAAACUACCCUCAUAAUUACACAGCCGGUCAGAUAUGCCUGUAUUCCAUAACUGUACCACAGGAGUUUGUGGUGUUUGGGCAGUUUGCCUAUUUCCAGACGGCCUUGAAUGACUUGGCAGAGCUGUUCGACGGGACCCACUCGCAGGCCAGACUCCUCAGCUCCCUGUCUGGCUCUCACUCAGGGGAAACUUUGCCCUUGGCCUCGUCCAAUCAAAUUCUGCUGCGGUUCAGCGCGAAGAGCGGCGCGUCUGCCCGGGGAUUUCACUUCGUCUAUCAAGCUGUCCCCCGGACCAGUGGGACCCAGUGCAGCUCUGUCCCUGAGCCCAGAUUCGGAAGGAGGAUUGGUUCAGAGUUCUCAGCAGGUUCCAUCGUUCGCUUCGAGUGUAACCCGGGAUACCUGCUUCACGGCUCCACGGCUGUCCGCUGUCAGUCUGUGCCCAACGCGCUGGCCCAGUGGAAUGACACGAUCCCGAGCUGCAUAGUGCCCUGCAGUGGUGAUUUCACUCAGCGCAGAGGCACGAUUUUAUCCCCCGGCUACCCUGAACCAUAUGGCAACAACUUGAACUGUGUCUGGAAAAUCAUCGUGACAGAGGGAUCGGGAAUCCAGAUCCAAGUGGUCAGCUUCGCCACGGAGCAGAACUGGGACUCUCUGGAGAUCCACGACGGCGGGGACAUGACGGCGCCCAGGCUGGGGAGCUUCUCAGGUACCACGGUGCCGGCGCUGCUGAACAGCACAUCCAAUCAGCUCUACCUACAUUUCCAGUCUGACAUCAGUGUGGCGGCUGCUGGGUUUCACCUGGAAUACAAAACUGUCGGCCUGGCUGCAUGCCCCGAACCAGCCCCUCCCAGCAACGGCGUGAAGGUUGGAACGCGCUACCUGGUGAACGACGUGCUGUCCUUCCAGUGCGAGCCCGGCUACACGCUGCAGGGCCGCUCCCACAUCUCGUGUAUGCCAGGAACUGUUCGCCGCUGGAACUACCCAUCUCCCCUUUGCAUCGCCACGUGCGGAGGGGCCCUGAGCAGCAUGGGGGGCGUGAUCCUGAGCCCAGGCUUCCCGGGUGUGUACCCCAACAACCUGGACUGCACCUGGAAGAUCGGGCUGCCCGUUGGCUAUGGUGCACAUAUUCAGUUUCUGAAUUUUUCCACGGAAGCUAAUCAUGACUACCUUGAAAUUCAGAAUGGUCCUCACCGCAGCAGCCCCAUGAUCGGGCAGUUCAGCGGCUCCGAGCUGCCCUCCGCCCUGCUCAGCACGACGCACGAAACCCUCGUCCACUUCUACAGUGACCACUCGCAGAACCGGCAGGGGUUCAAACUCGCUUACCAAGCCUAUGAAUUACAGAACUGCCCAGACCCACCACCUUUUCAGAAUGGGUAUAUGAUCAACUCAGAUUACAGUGUGGGACAAUCGAUAUCUUUUGAGUGUUAUCCUGGGUAUGUUUUAAUCGGCCACCCAGUCCUCACCUGUCAGCAUGGGCUCAACAGAAACUGGAACUACCCCUUUCCGAGAUGCGAUGCUCCUUGUGGAUAUAAUGUGACCUCUCAGAAUGGCACCAUUUAUUCCCCUGGAUUCCCAGAUGAGUACCCAAUCUUGAAGGACUGCGUGUGGCUCAUCACCGUACCACCUGGGCAUGGGGUGUACAUCAACUUCACCCUGCUGCAGACCGAGGCCGUCAACGACUACAUCGCCGUUUGGGACGGGCCUGACCAGACGUCACCUCAGCUCGGCGUGUUCAGUGGAAACACAGCCCUGGAGACGGCGCACAGCUCCACCAACCAAGUCCUGCUCAAGUUCCACAGUGACUUUUCCAACGGGGGCUUCUUUGUGCUCAACUUCCAUGCAUUUCAGCUCAAGAAAUGUCAGUCCCCGCCAGUGGUCCCACAGGCCGAAAUGCUCGCUGAGGAUGAGGACUUUGGAAUAGGAGAUUUCGUGAGGUACCAAUGCCAUCCUGGGUACACGCUGUCUGGGACAGACACGCUGACCUGCCGGCUCAGCUCCCAACUGCAGUUCAAAGGCUCUCCCCCAACGUGCGAAGCACAAUGCCCAGCAAAUGAAGUCCGCACAGAGUCUUCUGGAGUCAUCCUCAGCCCAGGUUAUCCGGCCAACUAUUUCAACUCCCAGACGUGCUCGUGGAGCAUCAGGGUGGAGCCGGACCAUAACGUCACCAUCUUCGUGGAUGCCUUUCAGAGUGAGAAGCAGUUUGACGCCCUGGAGGUGUUCGAUGGUUCUUCUGGUCAAAGCCCUCUGUUAGUGGUCUUAAGUGGGAACCAUACUGAACAAUCCAAUUUCACAAGCAAGAGUAACCAGUUGUAUCUCCGCUGGUCCACUGAUCAUGCAACCAGUAAAAAGGGAUUCAAGAUUCGUUAUGCAGCACCUUACUGCAGCCUGACCCAUACCCCAAAGAAUGGCGGUGUUGUAAACAGGACCACGGGAGCCGUGGGAAGUAAAGUGCAUUAUUUUUGCAAGCCCGGGUAUCGCAUGGUCGGCCACAGCAAUGCGACCUGCACACGGAAUCCAGCGGGGAUGUAUCACUGGGACUCCCUCACUCCCCUCUGCCAAGCUGUGUCCUGUGGAAUCCCAGAGUCCCCAGGAAAUGGGUCCUUUUCGGGAAAUGAGUUCACGUUGAAUAGUGAAGUGGUGUAUGAAUGUAACAAGGGCUUUAAGCUGGAAGCCGGUCAGCAAGCCACAGCAGUGUGUCAGGAAGACGGACUGUGGAGCAACAAGGGGAAGCCCCCGGCGUGUCAGCCGGUAAUUUGCACCGGCAUUGAAGCUCAGCUCUCAGAGCACGUCACCUGGAGGCUGGUCUCAGGAUCCCUGAACGAGUUCGGGGCUCAGGUCCUGCUGAGCUGCAGCCCCGGGUAUUACCUGGAGGGCCACAGGCUCAUGCAGUGCCAGGCUGACGGGACCUGGAGCGCAGGCUCCGAGAGGCCGCGGUGUAGAGUUAUCUCAUGUGGAAGCUUGUCCUUUCCGCCAAAUGGUAACAAGAUCGGCACGCUGACGGUCUACGGAGCCACAGCCAUAUUCACGUGUAACACGGGCUACACGCUCGUGGGCUCUCAGGUCAGAGAGUGCCUGGCCAGCGGGCUCUGGAGCGGCGCCGAGACGCGGUGUCUGGCCGGCCACUGUGGCUCCCCCGACCCGGUGGUGAAUGGGCACAUCAGCGGGGGCGGCUUCAGCUACAGGGACACGGUGGUGUACCAGUGCAACCCCGGCUUCCGGCUCGUGGGAACGUCCGUCCGGAUAUGCUUGCAGGACCACAAGUGGUCCGGGCAGACCCCAGUUUGCGUGCCCAUCACCUGCGGCCACCCUGGGAAUCCUGCCCACGGGUACACAAAUGGCAGUGAGUUCAACCUGAAUGACGUCGUCAACUUCACCUGCAACACCGGCUAUUUGCUGCAGGGCCCAGCUCGAGCCCAGUGUCGGAGCAACGGCCAGUGGAGCAGCCCACUGCCCACCUGCCGAGUGGUGAACUGCGCAGAUCCGGGCUCGGUGGAAAACGCCCUCCGCCACGGGCAGCAGGACCUCCCCGAGAACCCUGAAUAUGGGACAAGCGUCACGUACCACUGCAAGAAGGGAUUCUAUUUGUUGGGCUCUUCCGCCCUGACCUGUAUGGCUAACGGCCUGUGGGAUCGCUCUCUGCCCCGGUGUUUGGUGGUAUCAUGCGGACACCCAGGGGUUCCUGCCAAUGCCAUCCUGACCGGGGAGCUGUUUACACAUGGGGCCGUCGUGCACUACUCCUGCAAAGGGGGCCGGAGCCUUGUAGGCAGCAGCACUCGAGUUUGCCAGGAGGAUAGUCACUGGAGCGGGACGCUGCCCCACUGUACAGGAAAUAAUCCUGGAUUUUGUGAUGAUUGGGAGACCCGGGCGCAUGGGUUUCGGCUGGGAGAUGAGUUCAAGACCAAGAGCCUUCUGCGCUUCUCCUGUGAGAUGGGCUACCAGCUGAGGGGCUCCUCUGAGCGGGUGUGUUUGCUCAACGGGUCCUGGUCAGGCCUGCAGCCUGUGUGCGAAGCCGUGUCCUGCGGGAACCCCGGCACCCCAACCAACGGCAUGAUCGUCAGCAGCAAUGGCGUCCUCUUCUCCAGCUCGGUCGUCUACUCUUGCUGGGAAGGCUAUACGACCUCGGGGCUGAUGACGCGCCACUGCACGGCCAACGGGACGUGGACAGGCACAGCCCCCGACUGCACAGUUAUCAGCUGUGGGGAUCCAGGUACCGUGGCAAAUGGCAUCCAGUUUGGGACGGACUUCACGUUCAACAAGACCGUGAGCUAUCAGUGCAACCCCGGCUAUGUCAUGGAGCCCGCCGCGUCGCCCACGACCCGCUGCACCAAAGACAGCACGUGGAGCCACCGCAAGCCCGUCUGCAGAGCCGUGGCCUGCAGCCCGCCGCCGCCAGUGCCGCACGGGAGCGCCCAGGGCGCCGACGUCCGCUGAGGGGCCAGCAUCGCCUACAGCUGCGCCCGCGGCUACCAGCCGUCGCACGCCGCCGUCCUGUCCUGCGAGGGCCGCGGAGAGUGGCGCGGGGAGCCGCCGCGGUGCCUGCCGGUGUUCUGCGGGGACCCGGGCACCCCCGCGGACGGGCGGCUGAGCGGCCGGAGCUUCACCUACGGAUCUGAGGUCCUCUUCCAGUGCCGGGCCCCCUUCGUGCUCGUGGGGUCACCGUGGAGGGUGUGCCAGGCCGACGGCACGUGGAGCGGCGUCCAGCCCGCCUGCAUCGAUCCUACUCAUAACACCUGCCCAGACCCGGGUACUCCACACUUUGGAAUACAAAAUAGCUCCAGAGGAUAUGAGGUCGGAAGCACAGUUUUCUUUAGGUGUCGGAAAGGUUACCACGUGCAAGGUUCUACGACUCGGACUUGCCUCGCCAAUUUGACGUGGAGUGGAAUACAGACUGAGUGUAUACCACACACCUGCAGACAGCCAGAAACGCCAGCCCACGCGGACGUGAGAGCCAUCGACCUCCUUGCCUUCAGUUACACCUUGGUGUACACGGGCCACCUGGGCUUCUUCCUGGCAGGCGGAUCUGAACACAGGACGUGUAAAGCGGAUAUGAAAUGGACGGGGAAAUGUCCUGUCUGUAAAAGUAAAGGAGUGAGAGAAGUUAAUGAAGUUACUAAAACCCCAGUUCCUUCCGAUGUAUUUUUCAUCAACUCCGUGUGGAAAGGAUAUUACGAAUAUCUAGGGAAAAGACAGGCUGCAACUCUGACUGUGGACUGGUUCAAUGCAACAAGCACUAGGGUGAACGCGACGCUCGUCGAUGCCUCUCGGGUGGAGCUGAAAUUGACAGGUGUUUACAAGAAGGAAGAGGCCCACGUACUUCUGAAAGCUUUUCAGACUAAAGGUUCGGUGGACAUUUUUGUCAGCAAGUUUGAGAACGACAACUGGGGACUGGACGGCUAUGUCUCAUCAGGACUUGACAGAGGGGGAUUCACUUUUCAAGGUGAUGUACAUGGAAAAGACUUUGGAAAAUUCAAGCUGGAGCGGCAAGGUCCCCUGGGCUCUGGCCGGGACGCCUCCCAUCCGCACCACGGCACGAGCAGCGGCUCGGUGGCGGCCGCCAUCCUGGUUCCGUUCUUCGCCCUAAUUUUAUCCGGGUUUGCGUUUUACCUCUACAAACACAGAACAAGACCCAAAGUCCAAUACAAUGGCUACGCUGGGCAUGAAAACAGCAAUGGACAAGCUUCCUUCGAAAACCCCAUGUACGACACAAACUUAAAGCCCACAGAGGCCAAGGCCGUGCGCUUUGACACCACCCUGAACACGGUGUGCACGGUGGUAUAGCCCGCGGCGCCCGCGGGCGGACUCAUAGCCAUACCUCCGGCAGACACCGGGGUCUUCUCUGG